AUGGAGAAGUUGUCCGCCGAGCCCCCUACCGUCGUAUCGGCAAGCACCUCAAAACAACCUCCCCCCGAGAAACCUGAAGCCGUUAGCCUGAGGACGAAGAUUGUGUUGUCGUUCUGGGCUGUCAUACUCUUCCUUGGGCUCCCAACAUGGUGGCAAACAACUUCGAUCUACCGAGCUGACCUGCCGCUCCAGGACAUGCUGAACUGGGCGGACGGAUUUAACACCCCUACGGCAAUACCAUUGCACAUAUGGAUAUCCUCUCCUCAUAUAUCCUGCUCGGACGCGGAGCGAAUCGUCAGAGAUACUCAACAGGCGCUCGAUGACCUCAAUGAGUACCCAACUUUGCACCAACGACUACAUCUGGUGAAUUCGCGGCCAAGCGGUCAAGCGGACAAGAAAGAGAAGGGGCCCCUGCGGACAAGCUGUGGCGAAGAUACUUCCAGCCCAAGCCUUGGAGACCCAGCGCUGAAAGUGCACCUCGAACCCGCAAAUGAAGGCUUCGCAUUCGAGUUGGAUCCGGUCAUUGCGGAGGCCGUUGUUCGCGUUCCACGCAACGCGGCUACCAACACAUCCCAACAACUGGCAGAGCAUCUCUACGGACUAUUCAGAGAAGAACAAAUUGCAGCGGCGCUUCAAACCGUUUCUCUGGCAAGCCAUAGCCAACAUGCUCAAGCGUUUCUGAGGUCUCAGCCAUACGAUCGGGUCACAAAAAUUGAGAAACAGGUCAAUCGUGCGUACAAGUCCUCUCCAGAGUUCCACUUGACCUUCUCUCUAUUCACAGCCAGUGGCGCACCGUCUAGCUGGGAUGUCCAAGAUGCACUUAAGGAACAUAUCUCGCCACUUGUUCAAGCACUAUCAAGCACUUCGAAAUUCGAUGUCACAACCCAGAUACAACUCUAUUCGAGCUACUCUCCAGCGAUCAAACCGAUAAUCAAAGACGGGCUGGAGGGCACCUUUCUGCAGCAAAAAGAUCUGACAGCUUUCGUGAAUGCGGCGGAAUGGCCCCUGGCGCCGUCAAUAGGAUACGGACCUACGAUUAACUUCAUUCUCUAUGUGCCUGCGAAGGACGAGAUACCUCUUAGGAUAGAUGGUGUCGAAGGGACAUCCUGGCUGAUUCCACAAUGGGGCGGGAUCCAGAUACUCAAUCCGCCUUUGUCUCCGGAUGCCAUCCACGGCGUGGUGAGCUUACCACCACACUUGACCAAAGACCUGCUGCGACAACCUUUCGAGGCUUUCGCCUCACAGCUGCUGUCGGUGUUGGGAGUUCCACAAGCAGAUCAAUUCGGUAAAGUUCUUCCACUUCAGCUAAGACUAGAUGUCUAUAAACGGUUCUCGACGUUUACGUUAUAUCUGAAGGCCGCAUCCAGUUUGGGUUCCCUGGCACGACUGGCACAACGGCUCAGUAACAUUCCAAUUCCGAAGCACGUCGCUGAGUUGGUUGAUGAUGCGAUAGGCAAUCUGACCGCAGCCCGCCAUGCCUUCCUGGAGAGCAGGUGGGAUUCGGCGCUUACUCACUCGGAAAUAGCAUAUAGCGACAGUGAGAAGGCUUUCUUCGACAAGUCUAUGGUUGGCCAAGUUUACUUUCCGGACGAACACAAAGUCGCUGUGUAUCUGCCCCUGCUUGGUCCGAUUGGGGUGCCGCUCCUGGUUGGGCUAUUGAGGGAACUUAAGAGGUUCGCCACAAGAAUGAGGGGCCUCAGAAAGUAA
Molecule: messenger RNA, 1707 nt
Organism: Capronia epimyces CBS 606.96
Lineage: Eukaryota; Fungi; Ascomycota; Eurotiomycetes; Chaetothyriales; Herpotrichiellaceae
Exons: 2
Coding region: 1-1707 (568 amino acids)
Biological process (GO): attachment of GPI anchor to protein
Cellular component (GO): GPI-anchor transamidase complex
Source: RefSeq, a predicted model, not a curated record